Molecule: messenger RNA, 1915 nt
Organism: Mandrillus leucophaeus (drill)
Lineage: Eukaryota; Metazoa; Chordata; Mammalia; Primates; Cercopithecidae
Gene: SEH1L
Product: SEH1-like (S. cerevisiae)
Exons: 9
Coding region: 1-1434 (477 amino acids)
Biological process (GO): positive regulation of TORC1 signaling; cellular response to amino acid starvation
Cellular component (GO): Seh1-associated complex; nuclear pore outer ring
Molecular function (GO): protein binding; structural molecule activity
Source: RefSeq, a predicted model, not a curated record
AUGCCCUCAGGCGUCUCCCCGGCCCUCCCGGCUCCUCGGCCGUCCCUGCGGAGCGCGGCUCCUGACCACGCCCACGGCUCGCCUCCUCCACCCGCUCCGCGCGCCUCGCACGUGUCUGGGGGAAACACAGCCAAACGUCGACUUAUGAUUCAGGGACGAGGACCGCGAGAGCAGUCUUCACCUUCUCAUCCUUCUUCAUUUCACAGUAUACAAAUACGCUCUUACUGCUUCUCAUCACAGGUAACUCGCCUUUUGCAGAGCAACCGCCGCCGCCGAACGGUCUGGGAUAAAAGUGAAAGUGGUGAUUGGCAUUGUACUGCUAGCUGGAAGACACAUAGUGGAUCUGUAUGGCGUGUGACAUGGGCCCAUCCUGAAUUUGGACAGGUUUUGGCUUCCUGUUCUUUUGACCGAACAGCUGCUGUAUGGGAAGAAAUAGUAGGAGAAUCAAAUGAUAAACUGCGAGGACAGAGCCACUGGGUUAAAAGGACAACUCUGGUGGAUAGCAGAACAUCUGUUACUGAUGUGAAGUUUGCUCCCAAGCACAUGGGUCUUAUGUUAGCAACCUGUUCGGCAGAUGGUAUAGUAAGAAUAUAUGAGGCACCAGAUGUUAUGAAUCUCAGCCAGUGGUCUUUGCAGCAUGAGAUCUCAUGUAAGCUAAGCUGUAGUUGUAUUUCUUGGAACCCUUCAAGCUCUCGAGCUCAUUCCCCCAUGAUCGCUGUAGGAAGUGAUGACAGUAGCCCCAACGCAAUGGCCAAGGUUCAGAUUUUUGAAUAUAAUGAAAACACCAGGAAAUAUGCAAAAGCUGAAACUCUUAUGACAGUCACUGAUCCCGUUCAUGAUAUUGCAUUCGCUCCAAACUUGGGAAGAUCUUUCCAUAUUCUAGCAAUAGCAACCAAAGAUGUGAGAAUUUUUACAUUAAAACCUGUGAGGAAAGAACUGACUUCCUCUGGUGGGCCAACAAAGUUUGAAAUCCAUAUAGUGGCUCAGUUUGAUAAUCAUAAUUCUCAGGUCUGGCGAGUGAGUUGGAAUAUAACAGGAACGGUGCUAGCAUCUUCAGGAGAUGAUGGCUGUGUAAGAUUGUGGAAAGCUAAUUAUAUGGACAAUUGGAAGUGUACUGGUAUUUUGAAAGGUAAUGGGAGCCCAGUCAAUGGGAGUUCUCAGCAGGGAAACUCAAAUCCUUCCCUAGGUUCAAAUAUUCCAAGUCUUCAGAAUUCAUUAAAUGGAUCUUCUACUGGCAGGUAUUUCUUUCCCCCUCUGGAUUCCCCACGGGCUGGAUCGAGAUGGUCCAGUUAUGCCCAGCUCCUUCCUCCUCCUCCUCCUCCUCUGGUAGAGCACUCUUGCGAUGCUGACACUGCCAACCUCCAGUAUCCUCACCCUCGCAGACGAUAUCUCUCUCGGCCUCUUAAUCCCUUACCUGAGAAUGAAGGGGUUUAAAACACUGAUUUAACAUUGAAAGGCCUUAUUCAAGUGCUUGUAAAUGCUUUCAUUUCUGGCUGCUUUUUGUUUUUCUUCACUUUCUUUCAGAAGAUUUUUCUAACUUAGGGUCUGUCUUGCAUGUAUUACAACUGGAACACGGUGUUUCGAACCUAAAUCUGUUUGUGCGUCUCCAUCAAAGGAACGUUGGCUUCACUGGGUGAUAACCUUUGAUGAAAUGAGAUAUGUCCAAGUAACGUUAACUGUGAAGUUACACACAGUAGCUGACUUCAAAGUGCCUGUUUUGUAAAUUUUAUUUUGAACUGUUACCAUAGUCUUAAGUUGUUUAUCCUUUAUCAGACUGGCUAAUGUGAAAGCAUAUUCUUAUGAAGCUGAUUCUGUCUUUGAGACCUUAGAAAAUGGAUUUCAUUUUACAGGCUAAUGUUGCAACUGACUAGUAUGUAAAGUAAAUCAUUCCUGUGUAUAAAGCAGCAAAACCCAA